Messenger RNA from Thecamonas trahens ATCC 50062, 486 nucleotides. RefSeq lists its product as uncharacterized. The coding region runs from base 1 to 372 and encodes 123 amino acids. The transcript has 2 exons. NCBI's taxonomy places the organism in Eukaryota, Apusomonadida, Apusomonadidae. The record is from RefSeq and is a predicted model, not a curated record.
AUGGACGAUAACGAGAAGGCCAGGUCCAAGGCCAGCCGCUCGUCAUCGCAGCGCGCGGCGGGCAAGAAGAGCAAGUCGGCUCGCAAGGGCAAGGGCAAGGGCAAGGGCAAGGGCAGGACGUUGCGAGCUUCAAGGCAGAGGCGGCGAUCGCGCCACAACUCGGACGAAUCUUAUCAGUUUGUCGAGUACGACGUAACGCUCAAGGCGGGCUCGUCGUCGUCGUCGUCGUCAUCGUCCUCAUCCCCGUCGGCCACGCUCUCCUCGGACGAUGACAGGACAAUAGACUUUGAGGACUCGCAGCCAGAGCUUGCAGUGCGAGCCGGCGUGACGAAGAAAAAGCGGCGGAAGCGGCGGAGAACGGCAAGCGUGUGACACUCAAGUCAGCGUCGCGAACCGCAACCGCGUCUGCCAGUGGCGCCGGGUCGGACGAGGCUAGCGAUGAGUCACCAGCAGGCGGUAGUGCAGCGGUGGGCCUCUCGCGCUGGC